Messenger RNA from Fusarium keratoplasticum, 1143 nucleotides. Its product is annotated as PKS-ER domain-containing protein. The coding region runs from base 1 to 1143 and encodes 380 amino acids. Gene Ontology annotation, molecular function: zinc ion binding; oxidoreductase activity. The record is from RefSeq and is a predicted model, not a curated record. The transcript is spliced from 4 exons. Lineage: Eukaryota; Fungi; Ascomycota; Sordariomycetes; Hypocreales; Nectriaceae.
AUGACAUCACCCACCAACAUCGCCACAGAGGCGCUCGUCACCGAGAAACCCGGUGACAAGUUCGAGAUGAGGCCCAUCAUUCUGGAUGAGGUCCGGGGAGACGAAGUGCUUGUCGAGAUGAAGUAUUCCGGUAUUUGCCACACAGAUGUUCUUCUACAGAACGGCCUCAUCCCUGGAGUCGAAUACCCUGCCAUCUUUGGCCACGAAGGCGCAGGUAUUAUCCGCGCCCUGGGCAGCGACGUCAAGGACAAGUCCCUCCAGGUCGGCGACCAUGUUCUCCUCUCCUUCAACGUCUGCGGCAAGUGCAAGAAGUGCGUCGCAGGCAAGCCAUCCUUCUGCCACAUCCACUCCCCUGUGAAUGUUGGUUCAGUCCGCCUCUCUGACGGCUCGACUCCCGCUCGGCUUGAGGACGGCCGAUCUGUGCGAAGCCAAUUCUUUGGCCACUCUUCCUUCGCGAGGGUGUCGGUUGUAGCCGAGAGAAGCGUCGUCAAAUGUCCAUACCCCGAGUCUCUGCCAUACUACGCCCCCCUUGGCUGCGGCUUUCAGACAGGGGCCGGCACGGUGCUCAACGCGCUCAAGCCGGACAAGACUCAGACGGUGGUCAUAUUCGGUAUGGGAAGUGUUGGUAUCGCUGCGCUGAUGGCUGCGGCAUACCUUCAGGUCAAGCAGCUUGUGGCGGUGGAUGUUGUGGAUGACAAGCUGGCCAACGCCAAGGAGUUUGGUUCUACGCAUGUCGUAAACUCGAGGACAUGUGGCGAGGGUGGCAUUGAGGCCAAGAUCAAGGAGAUUACAGAUGGAGGGGCCGACUUUGCUAUUGACUGCACUGGCCUGAUCCCCGUUAUCGAGUCACUAUUCGGGUGUCUUGCCCCAGGAGGUACGGCGACUAGUGUUGGUGUGCCGCCGCCAAACAGCGUUGUCCGAAUCGAACCCCAGACGUUUCUACUUGAGAACAAGCGAUAUGUCGGCGUUGUUGAGGGCGGCUCCAAUCCCCAAAAGUUUAUUCCCGAGUUGAUGGAGCUUCAUCGGCAAGGCCAUUUCCCAGUCGAGAAGCUAUGCACGGUUUACUCGGUCAAGGAGUUUGAGAAGGCAUUGGCCGAUAUGCGUGGCGGGAAGGUGGUGAAGCCGAUUAUUCACUGGGAUUGA